Molecule: messenger RNA, 8458 nt
Organism: Danio aesculapii
Lineage: Eukaryota; Metazoa; Chordata; Actinopteri; Cypriniformes; Danionidae
Gene: ahctf1
Product: AT hook containing transcription factor 1
Exons: 36
Coding region: 245-7798 (2517 amino acids)
Source: RefSeq, a predicted model, not a curated record
CUGUGGAAAUGGCGCCUGCGUUCAAGCGGUAGUAGUCGGCAGUUACACGGCUUAACACUGAACUCUCUGGAAUUGAAGUUUCUCGUCGCUACUGCUUUAAAGUUCAACACAACUAGACUGCGAGAGUUUAUUCCUACAAACCGAGUCCGGAUUAUGACCGGAAAAGAGUUGCCACGAGAGUCGUGUUUGAAGUAACGUUAAAUCCAGUUUUCUCGAGGGCCGUUGUCAUCAACGCGCAGUAGGCAUGCGUGACCUGGCAGCCCAAGUCACCAGCAGCUUGCUGCGCUUUCCAGAGGUGACGAUAGAUGCUCUGGGGGAGGAUGAAGUUACCCUGGAUUCUGUGCUGCACGGAAAAUUUACUGUUGGGAAGAGUGGACUGGCCUGGCUGGCCUGCGGGCCUCAGUUGGAGGUUGUCCAUGCUGUUAGUGGAGAGCGUUUCUCUGCCUACCACUUCAGCGGGGUGUCUGAACACCCACCCACAGUUCUGGCCGUGAGGGACUUCUGCUGGCUGAAGCGAACAGGACUUCUUAUUGGUCUGGAGGAGGCGGAGGGCAGCAUGUUGUGUCUGUAUGAUCUCGGUAUCUCUCGUGUUGUCAAGGCUGUGGUAAUUCCAGGCAGAAUCACAGCCAUUGAGCCCCUGGUCAGCUAUGGAGGGGCCAGCGCCAGCACACAGCAUCUACACCAGAGUCUGCGCUGGUUUUUUGGUGUGGCUGCUGUGGUCACAGACAUCGGUCAUGUUCUCCUAGUUGAUCUCUGUCUGGAUGACCUGUCCUGUAGCCAGAGUGAGCUAGAGGCUUCAGAUCUGGAGGUGGUCAAUAAGUCUCCGUCCGAGAUCCCCCGGUUGCGGGAGGGCGUAACACAGCAGGGCAGACACCUGUGUCUGCAGCUCAGCAGCCCAACGGGUAUUGGAGCGACAGCCCUGCAGUACAUCCAGCGCACCAACCAGCUCGCUGUGGGCUUCUCUGAUGGCAAUCUGCAGCUCUGGAACAUGAAGAGCCUCAAAAAAGAGUAUCACUCACAGCUAGAGGGUGGCAGAGUGCCUGUCUAUGCAUUUACCUUCCAGGAGCCAGAAAAUGACCCACGAAACUGCUGCUAUUUAUGGGCUGUGCAGUCUGCACAGGAUCUUGAGGGGGAUGUGGUCAGCCUUCAUUUAUUACAACUGGCCUUUGGGGAGAGGAAGUGCUUGGCUUCAGGAAAAAUUAUUUAUGAGGGUCUGGAGUAUUGCGAGGAACGUUACAGUCAGGAUUUGAACGGUACAUCAUUUCCUCUAAGAGCUCAGGCCACCAAUACCCGUCUGAUCAGCUGUCAGACAAUAGAGAAGUUUCGUCACCAUCCUGACCGUGAUGACAGCAUGAAUGAAGUGGCGUCUCCUGAUACAAGUGUGUCAGUUUUCAGCUGGCAAGUGAAAUCAUAUGGACAAGGCCAGCCAUCAACCUUCAUUGGUGUAUUUGACAUUAACAGAUGGUACCAUGCUCAGAUGCCAGAUUCAUUAAGAACGGGUGAAUCCUUACGGAACUGUCCCUAUCUGGCUGUCUGGUCUCUUGACUGUGUGAUCGAGAUGACAGCCCCCUGUGCUCUGUUGGACAUCUUGGUUCAUGAGCGCAGUCUAAGCAGGGGACUCCCCUACACAUGUCCUCCACCAGAACAGUUCUUCAAUCCCACAACAUACAACUUUGAUGGAAGUUGUUUGUUUAAUGCUGGAAUUGUGCACUUUACUUGCUCUGGCUAUCAGAAAGAGACGCUAAGCUACCUAAAGAAGGUGGCACCAAGUCUGGGGGACAGCAUUUCUAAUGGAUACUCGCGCUGUCUCAUGUCUGGCCUUCUGUCUUCUCGUCUGGCUGAUGUCCAACCCUCCAGUCUCUCACAGGAAGAGCAGCUUGAUGCCAUCUUAUGCACUGCUGUGGAAACGAGCUCACUGGGACUCAUCACUGGCUGUAUUAAACAGUGGACCACUGAAGAGCAACCAGGCUCAGCUGUCAAUUUGCGCUACAUACUGGAAUGGGCCUGGAAUAAGGUUGUGCACACCAAAGAAGAACUGGAUGAAAUAUGUGCUCCGCUUUUUGACAGCUCCGCAAACUUCACAGAUUCGCAGACUUUGCAGCUGCUACAGCACAGUCAGCGCUUACUGGCAAACCUCAGCACCAUUUUCCACUGUUUGCUAAAUGAGGCCCAGGAGCUCACACAGAAAGGCUUGAUUGGACUCAUGAACAAAUGUAUGGUGUCUAGUUUGGUCUCCCAGUACGCUCAGGUGGUUUUGUGGUUCUGCCGAACCGGUCUCCUUCCAGAAGGCUCCGAUGAUGAUAAUGUGUUACAGCUAUCAAGGCCCUUUUACAGUCAUUCUAUUAUAAAGAAUUACUACAUCGGACAGAGGGAGGAACUGCGGAGAAUGGCAAGGGACAAGUGGUGUGCGGACUGCCUCAUGAUUGAUGGCCUGGUGAGUCAGUGUGGGGAACGCCUUAGCGAACUUUGGAAAAGAGACGAGGGUGGAACAGGACAUUAUCCUCCCCCAUCACUUCAUGCCUUGCUGGAUAUUUACCUCCUGGAAAACAUUGAAGAAUCUGCCAAACAUGCUAUCGUUAUUUAUUUGCUGCUGGAUGUAAUGUACUCAUUUCCCAAUAAAAGUGGGGCAUCGGUGGAGUCUUUUCCCACAGCGUUCGCCAUUCCCAUCGGACUAGUGAAACUGGUACAAGGCCUGUGGUUACUAGAUCAUCAUGACCAUGAGAGUUCUCUGGAGCUGCUGUUGCACCCAGCCACCAGUCACUCGUUAUGGAGCUGGCAGCAUGAGCGUGUCUUGCAGGCUUUAAUGUGCCAGCAGAAGCACAGCAUCGCCCUGCGUUACCUGCAUGUGAUGAAGCCUCCGCUGUGCACUACCAGCCAAGCCAAACUGUGCCUCUCGGUUUUUCUUCAUAACAGAUGUAUUGUGGAGGCGUGGGCAUUGCUAAGACAGCACUGUAAUAAAUUGAACACGGAGGAAGUGAUGAGGUUUCUCUUUGAGACCUGUCAGGAGCUGGGACUGAUGAAGGAGCUGCUGAAACUGCCUCUUGGACUUGCAGAACAGGAGUGUUUGCAACGGUUCCUUCAAAGCACCGGAGGUUUCCAGAAUCGGGAGCUGCUCAUGGUCCACUACCUCCAGCAGGCAAAUUACGUGCCUGCUCUUCAACUCAACCAGACUCUCAAACUGAACCUAGCAGCUGAUCGGGAUCCUAAAAUGAAGGAAAGGUCAAACACGAGGAACUCUAUUCUCAAUCAGUAUGGGAAGGUUCUUCCACGGGUCCAGCGGAAGUUAGCCAUCGAACGAGCAAAACCAUAUCAACAUCCUACUAUAAUUCACAGAGUAAAAAGACCCCAGCCACUGUCAACCGUAACCAAACGUUCAGCUUCUGAAAACGUGAUGACCAGGGCAGCGUUUAUUAACAAUGUCUACUCAAAGAUAGAGGAAGUGUGGGCUGGCAAUAACACCACUCCAGAGUCAUCUCCUUUCAAAAGCCCCAAAGUGUCUGAGAUGCAAGUGCCUAGCCGACAUCCAUCCCCUCCAGAUUUACCUGAGGCCUUUGUAGGAACUCCCAUCAACAAGCUAACCAAGAGAAUGUCCAGGCUUUUGGACUUGGUUGUUCAGCCAUCUUCCCAGAAUUCUCCAGAGAGCUCCAAUUUGACUGGCACUCCUACAAGGUCUAUUACCUCAUGGUCUGGACCAAAGAGCAUCAGUAAAGCUCCAGAACUCAGUCUGCUGCAAACCCCACAAGUGGUAAAGAGAGCUCGAGCCUUGGCAUCAGGUCCAGUUUUCUCAGCCUAUACCCCACAAUCUAUUCUGAGGAGCAGUUUACGUCCCACUCCAGUGGCCACCCCUUCUGCCUCUCCGGGACGAUCAAUAACUCCUCCUCUUCGGCCUAAAGAGAGCCGUAUUACCUUCAUAGAGGAUGCUGAUUCUCCAGAAGUGCCCAAAGGCUCUGUUCACUGGAACAAUGGGAUUGCAAUUAACAGAGAGCACAAUACUCCUAAGAGAUCUUCUCCUCCUGCUAAAGCAAGCAUUGAGGUCUGGAGUGAACAUUCAGAUGCUGAAGAGGAAGAUGUAGAUGUGAAGAUGACGUGCAUGCCCUCUCUGGGAGAGCAGGAGAAUCCUGGCGUAGAAUCUGAGACUGGAUUCUCUAUCAAAGAGAUACCUUUAGCAGAGUCCACAAAAGUGCUUCCCACUCUGAUGCGACGGCCUAGUUUGGGGCAAGAAGCAAGUCUUGUAUCUAAUCAAUCCGAUACCACUCUUGAGUUUCAUGAUGCUCCUGCUCCCGAGGAUCUUUUGUUUACUCUGAAAGAGCAGCAAGCAAACAGUAGUGUGGAUCGAGAGGUGACUGUAAGACUUCCAAAUACUUCUGAGGAACAUACAGCUUCUGUAGAAAGCAACACAACUGUGGAUUUGCCUUCUCUUAUGCUGCCUGAGAAAGCGAAGAACGAUAGAGGGGAAGACUUGUCCAAUGCAGAGAGAUCUUUAGACACACAGGAAGCCCAAAAUGAGGAGGAGCGUGUUAAUAAUACCAAUGAUGUUGUGGAGAACAUAACCAAGGUGCAGCUUGAAGGAAUUCCAGAGGCUCAGGUUCUCGAGAUAGAUGUGGCUAUUGAACCAGAGCUGGUUGUUCCAGUUCAGAAACCAAGUUCAGAAUCUGUGGCUGAGAUUUCAGAGCAUCUUGAAACUCAGGAACCAACAGAAGAGGAGUCAUUGAACACAUCCUCCUUUUUUGUUGAAGCUCUUAGUGUUCCUCCUACAUUAGAACCUCUAAAUCGGUCCAUGGAGGAAAAUGCAGCUAAUAAGACUAUUGAUGAACCUGCUGUUGUCAAGGUAUCAGAGGCAGCAACAGAAGAACCUGUCUCUGAAGCAUCUGUGUCCAAGAUUUCAAUGGGGGAAUUGGUGAACCAUGAACAUGCCACUAUUGAACCUGAGAUCAGUGAGGAAUGUCAAGAGGAGUCUAUGGAAACCUCAGACCUUGAUGCCUUUGUGGAACAACAUUUAUUUGGACCAGAUUUGACCCAGUCCAGUAUUAGAGAAUCCUCUGAGAAAUCACUCAAAAGUGAUCCAGUUUGUGACAUUAAAGACUAUCAGACCACUUCAGAGAAUGCAGCAGAUCUGAAAACACAGACUUCAGAAACCGGAACCUCAGAGUCCAGAUCUGUGGUGAGCUUGAAUGACAGUGAUGAACUCAGUAGUGCUGAAUCUGCAGAAGACUCAGACGAUGAAGAGUCUGAAGAGGAGUCUGGAGAUGAAAAGGUGGAGGACUCUGGUAGUGAGGUUGAGAUUAUAGAUGAAGUACAGGGUAAUGGCAGGAGUAACCACCAGCUGCCUUCUGCCCUUUAUGUUGGGGAACUUCCAUCACAUGAGCAGUAUUUCCAGGAUCAGGCUAAUGCGGUGCUGUCACUCAUCACACCUGAGGCACAGCUGAAAGUUCUAGACACUGACAUGCCAGAGGAGGAAAGUGAAGUGGUAAUGGUUGGCCUUAGCCCUGCAGAUCUGGAUGAGGAAGAUGGUAUGUGUUACACAGAGCUUAGGCCAUCCACCACUCUUCUGGUGCCAGUUGAGCUGGCUGAGGAGCAGCAGACACAUCUUAUAGACAGAGGUACUAUGGAGACCCUCAGCGGUGCACUAGAAGACUCUGAAGGCUUCACGCUCAUGCUUGAUCCUGAUGUGGAGGAGCUGCCUGAUGCUUCAGAGCUGGACCACAAUGCAGUAUUGUUGCCUCUACAUGAGCCUGAAGAACAUCAGGAUAUGGAGAACAAGCCUACGACUAAUUCUGAGGUUGUCAUUUUGGAGCACUCCUUUGAUGUUCCAGACAACAAAUUGGAAGAAGUUAAUGACUUGGUAGCAGACAUUGAACCUGUUGUCAGUGGUGCUCCUAAAGUUGAAGAGCAACCAGCUAAGGUUCUCCAGACGGUGCAACAAAUAAAUACACCAGAGGCAGAAACUUCUGAUCAAGACACAAAAUGUCUUUCCAAUGGUGAUGGUCCUUCUAAGAUACAGGAUGCCCCACAUACUCCUCUUUCUGUGAAAGUAUUUGAGACUUCUUCACCAGAGAAUGCUUUGCCUUUAGAACAGCUUUUAGAAAAGGACAAUGGAGUUUCCACACUGGACACAGGGGUGUCAGCAAUUGCUAAAGAUGUAGCUCCAUCUAACCAAACCACUACACCCUCAUUGGCUGAAGAAGUUGAGGAACUUAACACAACCAAACAAGCAGCAAGGCCAAAAUCACCAGGAAGAUCCAAGUCACCUGCAAGAACAAAAGUCGAAAGACCUGGAAAAGAGACUGAGGAAAUUAAGGAGAACCUUAAAGAGGUUCAGCACAGCCCUUCUCGGAGGACAAGAAAAACUGUAACAUUCCCUGUACCCAACCUUGAGGCAGAAAAAGAUCUUACAGAGGAGGAGCAAAUGGAUUCUCAAGUACCUUCUACUCCGAGACGUGUUACAAGGAGUGGCAAGCAACUGCAAGACUGUCAAGUUCCUGUUACACCAAGAAGAAGCACAAGAAAAGCAGACACAGUACAGCAAACCAAUGAGAACCACCAAGACAUGCCUUCUGAGAAGGUAUCAAAGCCUGCAAGUCCUGCACGAAAGACCCCACAGAAAGCUACACCAAGGAAAGGGUCCCGAAGAACAAGGAGCACAGCAGUUGAAGAUCACGGUGAUAAUGAUGAUAAUGAUAAAGCGAUUCUCACAGAGCAUAUUCCCAAUGAAAUCUCAGAAAUACAGCUCAGACAAAGCACCAGAAAAUCCCAACCAACAACUACUGAUCGUCCAGAAGCCCAACAAGAGGUCCCAGAGGAGAGGGCACAGCCUACCAAAGCACAUAGUAGUCCUAGUAGAGUUACUCGCAAGUCUACCAGAGGGCUAACUUUAGAAAGUUUCCAGCAAGAUCCUGCAGAAGAUGUCACAACCCUAAAUAAACCUGUUAGGACUCCUCCAAGAAGCAGGAGAAAGACCGUGGCCACCACUGCAGAAAAAGCGAUCAAUGAAACCUAUGUUGUUGAUGAUGCACAACUGCAGAGUGUUUCGAGACGACUUACAAGAAGCAGGCAUUGGAAUCAAGGUGAUGGUCUUGACAAGGAAAGACCUGAUUUGAUUCCCCUGGAAGUACACCCUAAAACUCCUCAAGCUGAUGCUCUUGUAGAGCGACUAAAAAACGAGGAAGCCAGUGAGAAGAAUGUUCCUAUUGUGACUGAAAUAAUACGUGCCAAGAGAAGAACCACUAGAUCUGCAGCACCACCAAUAAAUGAAACUCAAACCAUUGGCUUUGAAGAGAGUAAAUUGGUUUUGGAGGAAAUGGAGAAACAUGAGAGCAAGUCUUUUGCAAGUGCUAGACGUACAAGAGCAAGCAAGUUGUGUGAAAAUUCUGCAUCUGUUGAUGAUUCAGUUGCUCCUGUAGCUGAACCGAGAACAACAAGAGGAAGGAAAAAAGGAUCUGCUGUCCAAAAUGAAGUUGAAGUUCCAGAGAUUUUGCCUGUGCCUCAAAUGCUAAGUGAAGGAGGUGAAGCUGAUCUGCAAUCUAAAGGGGACAAUUGCCUCGUGGAUGAUGUUCCAGUUGAAACAGAAGUUGUUAAGCCCAGAAAGAAGAGAACAACCAGAACAAAAGCAGCCCCAGAGCCGCCACCGCCUGUUGAGAUCAGUUUUCUCUCUCCAUUCGGCAGUCCAGCUGAAACCAUUUCUAGAACCGAAAAGAGAACAGAAGAAAAGGAAAUCCCUUCAUUGAGGAUGAACCUACGCCGCAAACGCAUGAUGGAUGCCAUUUUUCCUAAACCUGUAACCAGGAGGAAGAAGCUUUGAUUAUGAACUCUGCCUGGACUCAUCUCCCAAUGCACUUUGUGCGUUUUUGGUUCUGUGCUCUUCUUUCGUAAGAGCUCUGCAACCUGCUGUUUUAAUUAAGAUAAUCAGUGGAUAAUGUUUGGAAUAAAUAAAUCUAAUUUGGGAUAAAUAACUUUGUAUUAUAAAUUAUGCUGUUUACAGUAAGGAGAACCGAGGGACUUGAGCACCACACAAAAAGAGAUGGUUUAGUUUUUAAAAGCGUUUCUACUAAUUGAUGCAAAUGUAAAUAGCCUUUUAGGUAUGUUAUAAAUAAAAUUUGAUACUUGUGGAUUAUUUUGUUACUUGUUUUGUUUACAGGAAUGAUUGUGUGUGAACGUGUAAAGUAAGAGCAAAUGAUAAUAAGAUUCUACCACUUGGGUGAUAAUUCACACAGAGGAAUACCUUACACUGGUUUUAAAAAGAGUGUAAUCAUCUAUAUUACAUGGAUAGACUUCUUGCUUUGAUGCUUGGCACUUGGUCUCCUCUGUUUUGAGGUCUUAAGGUGGUGAACACAGAGUUCUGUUCAUUGCAGACAAUAAUGUACAUUUAUUUUCCUUCAGAUGCAUCAGUUUUAUUUUGAACAGCAUUGUGAACUUAUUUGUAAUGCCUGUUUGCUUUCAAAUACAGAACAAGAAUUUACAA